Molecule: messenger RNA, 5479 nt
Organism: Sinocyclocheilus anshuiensis
Lineage: Eukaryota; Metazoa; Chordata; Actinopteri; Cypriniformes; Cyprinidae
Product: transmembrane protein 184A-like
Exons: 6
Coding region: 59-856 (265 amino acids)
Source: RefSeq, a predicted model, not a curated record
UGUGAUAUACAACUUCCUGAGUCUGUCUUUUGAGUACCUUGGAGGAGAAAGUGCCAUCAUGUCGGAAAUAAGAGGAAAGCCUAUUCAGUCUAGUUGCCUGUAUGGGACAUGCUGUUUGGUAGGAAUGAGUUACUCCAUUGGCUUCCUGAGAUUCUGCAAGCAGGCCACACUUCAGUUCUGUGUCGUGAAGCCCAUCAUGGCUGUCAUCACCAUCCUUCUGCAGGCUUUUGGCAAAUAUCACGAUGGAGAUUUUAAUGUAACGGGAGGUUACCUUUACAUCACCAUCAUCUACAACAUCUCUGUCAGUUGUGCUCUCUAUGCCCUCUUCCUCUUCUACUUCGCCACCAGUGACCUUCUGAGACCUUUUGAGCCUGUGCUCAAAUUCCUCACCAUCAAAUCAGUCAUCUUCCUCUCCUUCUGGCAAGGUAUGGUAUUGGCCAUUCUGGAGCGAUGUGGUGUGAUCCCAAAAGCUCUGGUCAUUGAUGGUCAUGAAGUGGGGGCUGGUUCAGUGGCAGCUGGUUGGCAGAACUUCAUCAUCUGCAUUGAAAUGUUCUUCGCCUCCAUUGCCCUCCGCUACGCAUUCACCUCCAGUGUGUACCGCGAGAAGAAGAGUGAAGCACCAGAGAAUGUAGCACCUAUGCACAGCAUAUCCAGUGGCCUGAAGGAGACCAUUAACCCUGGAGACAUGGUUCAGGAUGCAAUCCACAACUUCUCUCCAGCUUACCAACAGUACACACAGCAGUCCACCCAGGAAGUAGUGCAACCCAACAUGAAUGGCAAACCAGGGACCAGCACCUCCAAGAGUUCGAAGAAAUCUGAUAAAGUGAUGCUGAUCGACACGGAUGAUGAGUUCUAGUGCCCCGUCUGUCUUGAUCUAUCUAUUUAUUUAAUCGAUGAAACAAAUUUGACUCUUUAGAACUUUAAUGAGGACCCUAAUCAUGUAAAUCAGCUCAUGGUUUUUAAAUUUUUUUUAUUUUAAAGAGAGCUCAAUAAAGGGAUCUGAACCGUUUCCUGACAAGUAGACAACACCAAGCAGGGGUUGUUUUGUUUUCCUUGUCAUAGUCCUGGAGCUCAUCCUUUCCUGAUCCUACGUAGAUGGAGAGUCCCCUUCUCUUCUCUGACCCGUUCUGAAGCAUGGCGGAUAAACAUGAGGCACAGGGAGCUGUUCAGAUGGAAUGAAUCCGAGACCGACGCUUUAGGGAGCCAUUCUUGCAUCUGGUCGUUUGAAGUAUUUGCUCAGCAGCCCUCUGCUGGGUCUCAGGAUGAAUUGAACUGGUUCUCAGAGAUGCCCUGGCUUUGGAGAUCGCACUUCAAACUGUUGUCUGCUGCUCUUUGAAACCUUUGUAUCAAUCAUGCCACUCUGAGCACUGCCCCCACUUGAUUUGGAGGUUCAUUAAUUUUCACACCAGGCCUUCAAAGAGUGUGAGAUCUGAUGCAAAAAUGCAAGUCUCAGCCAUCAUGGUGUAUUUUAAUUGCAAAUCAUUUGUAUUCAAGAAUUAUUUGGUUGGUUAAAGCUUUAACCUGUGACAAGUGUAUAAUGGCACAGGUGUUACCGGGGCAUGUUAAUUUGUUAAUGUUAAAUUAUGUUGUUUGGUUCUCGUUCAAAGGCGGUUUGCCUAAAUUGUUUGUAAACAGUCCAACAUGAAAUGUAAUUUAGUUAAUUAUCAGACAAAGCUAUUGAAAUUGUUUUUUGUUUUUUUUUACUACAACUUACCACAAAGUAAGUCCUCGUCAGUACUUUCUAAACAGAGUUUAAAGUCUUGUCUUUUAAAGUUUUGUCUUGAUAGAGAAUUGUUUUCAAAAUGUUUGUUGAUGUAUUUGUAAAUCUACUCCUGUAGUUCAUUUGAUCACAUUUUGCAAAUAUUAUCAUCAAAGAUGUGGACUUCAAAAUGAAACAACCUGUUUUGUGAUUCAGUUGCUCUCUUCACUUUAUAGACAAAAUAAGUUGACUUGUUUUGUCUAUAAUGUGGCCAUGUAUGUCAUCUUUGUUAAAUGAAUGUUAAGAGGAAGCAUUAUGCGCGUAUGACUUGUGCCAGUGAUUGCUGCCUUACGUGUGUGUGUGUGUGUGUGUGUGUGUGUGUGUGUGUGUGUGUGUGCGCGCGCGCGAGAGAGAAUCAGAGUAUGAUCUAUAAACAGAUACUGAUAUUUUAGCUACCUGUACAGUUGGUUUUGACGACAAAAUCUGUUCUCAUAGAAAAUAAAUGAUGAAAGAGUGGAUUUUUUUUUCUCAAGACUUGUGAAUCAAACGAGGUUACAUGAGAAAAGCUUUAUUUAAAAGUACAAAACAAACACUGCAGACUUUGUACAGGAAUAAUUUACAACCUCAAAUUCAGCCAUAAUGGAAAAAAAUGAAGGAUUUCGUUUGUACAUGAGGGUAGCUAAUUAAAAAGAAAACAGAAGAAUGUAAAAAUAAUUUAGAUGUUGAAAAUAAAAAACAAAAUAAAUAUCAAAGAUCAAUGUGAUACAAGCAGAUUAAUGAUGAGAAUCAUGAAUAUGAUUAAUCUAAGCCUAUUUUUGCUGCCUUUCAUGGUGUCCGUAUUUACAAUUGCUCAUUUAUAUAUAGCACAAUUACGCCUACUAGACCUAUCAAACAGGCAAAUCUGUGGUUGCACAUGGAAAUAAGAUUUUACAAACAACCACGCCCAUUCAUACAGUACUUAAAUGAUGACAAGCUCAAUGUUAAAGGCACUAUUUUAACUACAAGUAACAUGACUACUUCCCCCAAUACCUUACAGUUUCAUCUUAACAUUGACAAAUAUAAAGUAAUAAUUUGGAGCAGCAUACUUUAUAUGUCAUGGAGUUUCUCUAAGAUUUUUAUAGGCAAGUGUGUUUUAAAGAGCAUUGGUUAAAAUUCCUAUGUGCGUUCAUGGUAUGGCAUAAAUAGCUUUUAAGGACUGACUGAGCACAUAUUAUAUACUUUGAAAAAUGGAUAUAUUCAUAUGUAAAAUACAGAAUAAUUUAUCCUAUUCAGCCCAAAAGGCCACAUACAGCAUACAUAAAAUUUUAAAAAGAGACAGAAAAAGUACCCACUUAGUUUAAAGACCAUUUUCACCAUCUGUGUUAGGAGGAACGCUUACUGCACAAAACUGCUUCAAAAUAGGGAAAUGUCUACAGGCCUCAGUCACAAGAUGACCUGUAAUGCCUCUGUCAGUACUGAUCUUGUUUUUAAUCUAAUUGAAUCUACACAAAUAACUACAACGAACUGGCCAAAAACACUGGCAUCCCUGUAAAAUUACAGAAUAGUUCUGUGAUGCCAUGUUCGGUUCUUAUUAGUCUGAAUUAGGGCAUUACGAUCUAGUUGCUAGAGGGUGUAGUAUUAUUUAACUCACAAUAAAAAUAUUAGUAAAAGAAUAGAAACGAAGUGAACUUUAAAGAAAGCACACAGAUUGGUUAUGGCUUUGGUGGCAGAUGAAAUGAACAAUAAAGCAAUGCCUCAAUAGUCCAAGAAAUGAUAGCUCUUGGUGUCAUCAACAUUCGAUCACAGCAUUUUGAAAAACAGAAAAGAACAAAUCACCACCAGAUGUCAGUGUAAUGCACAGAAAGAGCCAUUUUGUCAAUUUCUCUAAAAAAAAAAAUUGGUAUACUUGUAUACUCUUGUCACUGUAAUUCCAUAAAGAAGUGACACAUUGCACUCCCUACCAAGGGAAGUAAAUUCUGAUAAAUUCUAAUAUUAUGUAAUGUAUUAAGUCUUAGAGGAACAACACAAAUUGGCCACAACAUGACGAAUGGAAAAUUCCUGGGUUUUUUCACUCUAAAAGGCUUUUGUGGCCUAAAGGGAAAGCAUAGACAGCCAUUUAAAAACCCAUUAUGUCCAGAAAAGAGGAUCUGCCAACCAGAGCUGUGGUCACAUUUAAAAGAACUGCACAGGACGCGUUCACAAACAGAGGUUUGAAAUGCUGACUGUAGGACCAAAAACAAUGGCAAAUAAAUGAUGAAUACUGAAAUGACGUUCUUAAAUCUGCACUCUUAAAAUAAAGAUCCACAAUAUCAUCUGAACACUACCAUUCAGCAUAAAACUAAUAGUGUGUUGAGUUUAUGUACUAACAUAUAGGAAUUGAGAGUGGGACUUUCUUCUAUUGGACAUCUGAACUAAAACCAGUUAAAUAAACCACUGUAAUUAAAAAAAAGAAGUACAACAAUCACACCACUCUGAAGGUAUUUCAUGUCCUGGAUACAUAUAGAAACAAAUGGGAAACAUCAGAUCUAGAUUAUGUUUGGGGAUAAAGCAACAUAUAAAACACUUGUGGAGAUAUAAAAAUGCUAAGAGCACAACAGGACCCCAGAGAUUUGGGGCAAACAGUGGGCUUCCCAGCAGCACAACACCCCUCUAAUGCUUCCUGCAGUGGUGGAAGGGCUCACACGAACAGUCAUAGCCACUUAGGUAAGAGACAAUCCUGAUUUCAGCCAUCUUCAGUUUAAUGACAGAUUCGUUCAACCAAAUACAGACAGUGUGUUAAUGUUUUAGGGAUGAAUGUUUGAGCUGGUUUCAGGACACCAGGAUUCUCCUUACCCAAAGUGUCUGUGUCGAAAUAUCAAAUAUUUGCAUUUUAUGUACAUUUUAAUCAGGGUUACCAACACCGGCAGUGGCACCUUUUGUGACUUAGCAGUAGGAAUGCUUUCUGAGAGGACGGAAUUUUCUAUACGAAGUUGGGAGCUUAACUUUGACAUUAUUUUUUUUAAGAUUAAGGCUGUUAACUCAGUUCUGUAAUAUACAGGUUAUAACUGAACUGCAUUUUUUUUGUUUUGCCAAGACAGCUCCUGUUAUCACAAUAUCCAAUAUGGAUUACCUACCAUUUUAUGGUGUCGUAUAGACAGGUCAGGAAAAAUGGUAUAUAUAACUGACAACACAGAUGUGCCGCUUGGAUGUUAUCAUCAACACGUCACACUUUGACGAUAAUUAACUUUAUACUAACUAACCUCUCAUAAAACAAAUGCAACAAUAAAAAAGCCUCCAUGAAGUGUGCUUUCCUAGAAACUCAGUUACUCUGUAAUUUCAGUCUUGAAUAUUCACAUACGUCAGUCUGCUAUGCAAGUGCUUCAUAGUAUUAUACUGUAAUUCAACAGUUAAAAUAAGUGCCGUUUUCCCAUUUGGGGUUCCUAUGUUUAAACUGACUAAGAGAGGAUUGGCUCAUUUCCCAUUGGAUAAUAUACAUUGUUUAUCAGUAAUGUAACGCUUCAGGAUAAGGAUUUGCCCUUGAUGUCGAUAACAUCAUUCUCAACUUUGGACUGUGUUGGUCACCUGAUUUUUGACCAGGAUCAGAAUCGCUGGUCUUUCACAAUGAUUGGUAGCAAUGUAUUAUGAGUUUAUGCCAAUGUAUUUCAUGAUGCAAGACAGCAUCACAUAAACUGUCAAAAAACUGUUCCUGUUCAAAAGUUUGGGGUCGGUAAGAAUUCUUAUGCUUUUGCUCAGCAAGGCUACAUCUAUUUGAUCAAAAAUACAGUAAAAAAAACAUUCACAUAGUGGAAUAUUAUUACAAUU